AUGGCCGGCCGCAAACGUCUACCAGGUGCGGUCUAUGAAGGCGACAUCGUCGUCAUCAAGAUUGACGAUCGCGGGCACGUGCAUUCGGAUGGCUUUGUGGACGAGCGCCUUGGCUGCAUUAGCGACGUGGCAGGAGGAAAGAUGGACGGGUGCCUCUUCCGCAUCACGCCGCCGCUUCAAUACGAAGCCCAGAAACGACUUGCAAAGGCACCGAAAGCGUUCGCCAACGCCGCCAAGCUCCGAGAGUCCACUACCCGCGGCCAGCUUGUGCACUUUGGCCAACCACUCCAGCUGCAGCACGUCCAGUCUGGCAAAUUCAUCUCGACCAUCUCCAAGACCGUCGCCGAGAUGGACAAGGUGUGCAUGAGGCUCUCUCUGGUGGCCCACGGGUCUUCCAAAUGCCACUUUACGUUGGUGCCAUGCUUCAAGACCAAGUCGAUUGGCGACACUGUCGGCUAUAACGACGCGGUCUGUAUUGCCCGCACCAAAUCGCCCGCGUCGUUUCUGCACAUGAGCUUGCAUCCAAUCAACAUGGAUCGACUCGGUCGCCACGAGAUCAACCUCCAUACGCAAGAGACGAUGCUACGCUUGGUGCUGUACGCGUCGCCGCAUCUGAAGUCGCAUGCGGCAUGGGAGGCUGGCAAGGUCUACCGCCUCCACCACAUUGACGCCAACGCCUUCGUGACCGUAUCGGCGAAUCGUCACAUGGUAAAAGCACCGUACUUACGCCCGUUGGCCGCCAGCACGUCCGUGAGUGCCUCUGAAAACAUGUCGUUGAAAGCCCUCUUUGUCCUCGAACGGCAAGACCGUCUGCGAGGCGGUGUGCUCCACGACGUCACCGAGCCCGUUCAGUUCCGGCACCUGCUUUCAGGGCGCUAUCUCACUGUUUUGGAGGACGGCACGGUCUCCGUGAGAGAAUCACCGCCCUUUGAGAUUCUUCCGUGUACGAUGAACGAGCAGUCAACACGCGACAUCUGUUUUAUCCAGGUGUCGGGCCGCGGCUAUCGACUGCACCAUCCAAGCCGUAUCAAGAGCAACCGAGACGGACGUUCGUCGCAGCAUUUACAGGCCAGCGAGCAGCUUCAUGCGACGCGCCAGCACUCGGACGAAGACGGCUUUCGGCUGCUUCCAGUAUCCGCAAGCGAGCUCGCAGAAGCCAAGUUUAUAAUCAGCGCGGUCGCCUUCCUUCAGGCGUACCGCGGGCUCAUCGCAUCGGCCAUCUCUCGAGGCGCCCCGAUGCCGCGGUCUCUGGUCGCUGACGCGCUGGCUGCGCUCAACGCGAUGCUGCACUUUUCCUCGAUUGGUCACCGCCAAAAGCAAGCGCGGGAAGCCAAGGUCUUGGACGUCCUGUACGAAAUGCAGCGCUGCGUUCUUCGUAUUGAACCGAUUGCGCGCGACAUGGCGACCCUUGCGCGGGACGGGUCGUUUCGCGCGCUGCACCGCGUCCAUCGGCUCGUCAACCGGGUGCUCGUGUGCCUUUUGACCGACAAUGCACACAAUAAGAACUAUGUGGCCACGCGCACCGCGCAACGCUACUACAACGAUGCGACUGCCUCCAGCACCGUGUAUGCUCGAGAGACGCUCGGCUACAUUGGGUCCGAGACCGGGUCCAAAACCGUGUAUGGUACACUGUUUCUCAACGACCCAACGUUGUUGGCGACCGUCGACGCCAGCGUCGUUGCGGCCUGCUGCAAGCGCAUUGAAGCCCAAGGCGUCAAGGCCGCGGGCAUUCUUCACUUUUUGGCGAUUAUCUGCGCCUGCGACGGCAAAAGCGUCCCGGCCAAUCAAGAGCUGGUCGUUGACGUGUUGUUUGCAGCGUCGAGCUCGGUGCGCGAUCGGCUCUUGAUCGAGACGUGCGAGUGCAGCACGCAUCGCCGAUCGGUGCCGCCAGCCAUCAAAACCAUGACGGACGCCUUGCCACCGGCGCUGGCGUCCAUGACCCCGACCCCACGACCGCUGGGCGCCGACAUCCUCCGCGAUGGGUUUUCCAACAUUGCCAUUAGCUGGAAGGCGUAUACCGAGUGGCGCGCUGGCGACGCUAGUCUCUUUCUCACGUCGACGGAGCUCGGACUCACGCCGAUGGUGGGGGUCGAGAAGCCGCUGGACUUGGCAGCGUACCAAGCGCAACUCACAGACGUCUCAUUGCACGCCGCACAUGCGAGCGAGGCACCGACUGCGACACCCGUACGAAAAGGGCUGUCGCUGGGACGACUCCUUCUUGCGUCACUGAGUCACAGUUCGUCUAUCAACUCGGAGGCCAGUGCUGACUCGUUUGUCGCCGACCGCCCGAUUGCUCCGAUUGCAGAAGAGUCGAUCUCGACCGAGGCGACAAUGACGCCGGCGGCCAAUGGGAAUGUGGUGACGGUAACCCCCAGUCAACGCACAAGCAUCCAACUGAGCGAUAAUGCCAGCAACGCAGAAGGUGUCGAUCCAGCCUCGACAACCAUGGGCGCCGACGUCGAUCUGCAGCCACCACCACCUCCACGACAUCUGUCGUCUGGCGACGAAUGGGUCGAGCUCGAAGCGGUCGUUUGGACGCUUGACCCGGACAGCGUUUACCACCUCGUCUUUCCUGGGCAAACGUGGGCAGCGACGCUGGCAACGCAUCGCAAGGAUAAGAACGCGAAAGCGCAGUUCGACUUACUUCACGAUCUGGCGCAGUACUAUUACCUCAGCUGCUUCUCUUCGUCGAGCUGCUUCGCGGCAGCAACCUCCAUGCAGUCAAGGUACGCCUCUGUGCUCAAGCCGCAGCUAAGCUACACGAUGCUGGUGGCCGCCAUCGCGAACGAGAAGCUCCCGAAUACCGUGCGGAUGGCGUUUACCGUCAUUAUGCACCACUGCUACGUCAUGUGCUUUCCACACGACCACAUGAUCUUUGCCACCAAAGUGCACACGAUCGAGUCGAUCCCUGCCCUUUCGUCUCGCGCCACCGGGCCCGUGCCACUGCCCCACUUUGAACUACCGCCGACGCACCCUGCCAACGUCUUGUACCCGGCCGACGACAUGCGCUCGUACCCGUAUGCGAUCAAAUUUCAGCUCUUGCAAGCGGUGCUCCAUGCUGCACUGAGUGCCGUCGCGACGGUCCGCGUCGUCGAUGCGACGCUGGCCCAAAACGCGUUUGCGUCGGCCAUUCUAGCGAUUGUGCACGACCUCCUCCUAUGCGGGUUUUACGGGGAUUACACGCUCCAAAAGACUCUCGCGCAUGUGCUCUUGUGCCUCCUCGACGGCCGCAACACGCUCGACGGUAGCUCGCGCUAUGUGCGAAGCGCGCUACACGAUGCGAUGACCAAAGUCAAGACGCAGAUCUGCGACCUCCUCUCGACCAUGACGCGGCUCUGGCGCCACGUCGAGUGCGUCCAUUUACUGUCCUUUUUCAAAGCCAAGUAUGCGCAUCCAAAGUCGCGGUUGCUCGCGCAGUCGCGCGCCCAGCGACGUCGGCGCUUGCGGCGGCAAUUGGCGGCUAUCCUCGACAAGACACCACAUUUAGAUCUGAUUGUGGUCUCGCACCUCUCGCUCAACUACAUUUGCAUGGACUUGCUCAUGUACGAAGAUCCGGAACUUGUCCAGGCCGCGCUGACCUUGCACAUUGAGACCAACUCGAGGAAAGCGCGCGUAUUUGAAGCCGUGCUGCAGUGCUUGGUGCUCGAGUCGAACGAAGCACCGGCGACACGGACCCUCGCGCUGCCGCCGACACAAGUCCUCGACGACGUCCGCGAGCUCCUCCCGACUCUACGGCACCUCGCACACCUCUUCCCGGACGCCCGUCUCUGCGCCGACGUGCGCACGGCAGCGGCAUCCGGCGUCCUCGCUGUCGCGCAACUGCUUCUGGAGCAACUGCAGCAACUGCAGACCUACGCGUGUGACAAGCACCGACUGCUCAUGGAGCGCUCGAGCAAGCGUGCGUCCACAUUCUGGGGUCUCCUCUCGGACGGCCCCGUCGCCGUGCGGUACACGCCCAAUGCGACAGGCCAAGCCAUUUUGCUUCUUCUGGACGUCCACAAGGUGGCUUUAACGCUCUUGGCGGCACAAAUGGUUGCAGACACGUCGGUCCAAGACGCGCAGCGCCAGGUGCAAGCAGAGGCAUGCAAGCUCCUCGUGCUCCUAUCGACCAAAAAUCCGCUGGGGCAGCGACUUUUGUUUGAGAACCUAAAGGUCCUCUGGCGCCUCCUCGACACGGUGGACGGUGUCGGCGACGUGGUCCUCGCCGUCUUUUUCGAGAAUGCGCACCUCUCGCACCGCCUGCCCGCCGAGGCGAUCUGGACCAUGGGCCGGCUCAUCGAGACGCACGCGGCCAAGCUGGACGACGCUGUGAGCGGGCCCAAGGCGUUUGCGACGAUUAGCACCAUCUUUGACUUCUUCCUGACAUUCAUGGCUCCCGAUGACGUGCCUUUAAAGAAGCAUCAGACCGCAGUCCACAACGUCCUCCACCACGCGCAAUUUCAACACAUUUUACCCGACGCUGCGGCCAGUGUCACUCCCGACGAUGACGUCGGCUCGGACGCGAUUGUUCAGUCGCUCGAUUACCUUGCGUGGCGCACGCGGCUGCAAUCGCCCAAAGACCUGCGUGGCGCGUACUUGCAAAAGGUGCUCAUUGUGCUCGCGGGACUGGCCGCGGGCAAGAACCGAGGCGUCGCGCUGCACUACCAGAAGAGGUACCCGUUGAAUUGGUGUCUCAGCGUCCUCCUCGAUGCGAAAAUGCCACUCGGCUUCAAGCUCGUCAUGCUGCGCUUCUUCACCAAUGUCUACCUCCACGGCGACGUCGAUCUGCACUUGGGCAGCACCGCCACCGCGGUUCGCAACGUCCUCCUUCAGAGCGCGUCCUUGCUCGUCGACUAUGGCUCGAGCGCCGGCCGCCGGUUCCUCUCGACGCCCCGCGAGACCCAAUUCGCCAAGCUGCUCGAGACUUAUGUGUUUGACGGGCUCCUCGGAUUUAUCACGGUCUUUUGUACCCAGCACAUGCUGGCCCGCCAAGCGGAAGACUCGGACGCCCAUGUGCACGAGACCCUCGCCCACGCGCUGGAGCAUGUACGCACCAACGUCACCAUGACAUCGCAACAGACGCUGGCGCUUGACGCCUGUAGCCGCGCACUGCACACCGGCGUCCACCGCCAAGACAAGCCACGCCGCGCGUCCCACGUAGCCGUGACGAGCGAGCAUCGUGACGACGACGCGACGGGCCAAUUGAGCUUUCACGCGUUCCAGUUGGAUAUUUUCGAGUCGGACGAAGUCGCGGCGGUCACGGCUGCGGAAGCCAACCGCCUCGUCGUCCUCUGGGCUGAGAUUGAGCGCAAGAUCGGAAGCAACCAACACAGCUCCAACAUGACCACGCGUCUCUUCUACACGCGCGUCAUGGCCUUUCUGAGAGCGCAGCCCGCGUCGCCGUCGGCCGAGCUCGUGCUGCACGUGCUCCACUGCCUCGUCGCGCGCUGCCGCCUUGACGAGGCCGUUAAAAAGCGAAUGCUGCUCUCUGAAAUCGAAGAGGCCAACGACCGGUGCAGCCACACACAGAGCUUUCUCGCCGCAUGCGGCGCGCCGCAGCUUGUGCUGACGCUGCUCUCGGGCAACCAGUCGCCGUCCACGAUGACACAAGCUCUUCUCUUGGGCUUGGAGCUCGUCCGUGGAGGUAACAUCGCAGUCCAGCGCUCGUUUUACGAGAGCUUCAAGUCUGGCGACGAGCAGUUCUUUGCGACGGUCGAGACGAUUUUGGGUGCCAAUAUCGACGCGCUCAAAGAGCGUCGACGCACGUCCAAGAUUCGCAUCGAAGGUCUUGCGCCCAUGAAAAGCAAGCGACGUCGCUCCAGUAUACAAGCCGGCUCGGCCAUCUUGCUGCCCGAAGCGUACAAUAACGCGCUGCACGACACCGAUCUCGUGGAUGCCGACUUGCUGCUGCAGUUUUUGACGGCGUUGGUCGCGGGGCACUUUCUUCCGACACAACUGCUCUUGCUCGACCAGCGCGUCGCCUUGGGCCAUGCCAAUAGUGUCAACAUCCUCCAUGUGGUCACGACGUAUCUGCGUUUGCUUGUCAAGGACGAUGUCCAAGUCCGCGACAUGACGGCGGCCGACUGCUUGACGCUCUCGCAUUGCUGGAAGUUUCUGAUCGAGUGCAUGCAAGGCCCAUGCAGCGCCAACCAAGAGUUUCUCACGACAUCGUCCAUGGUGGAUGCAUUCGGAAAGGUGCUCCGCGCCGAAAUCGCAGUCUCGACAGACCGCGUCGACGCGCCGCGCCCCGACGACAUCAAGAAACUCAAGGCGCUUGCGGUCAAGGCCAUGGUGAGUCUCCUCGAAGGCCGGUCCAACGACGACGUGCAAGACCGACUUCGCAGCAUCCUCGCGCUGCCGCUGCUGAAAGCCCGUCUCAUCGCGCUGUACACCCAAUUUCACGCCGAGAAGGACUUGCACGUGGACGACACCACGUGGGACGAGCGGUUUUUAGAAGAGGGCGUCAACCUCCUCACGCUCGCCAAAGGCGUCUUUCAUGCAGAUCGACUCGUGCCGCCGCCGGACCGCGCGACGAGUGCGCCCAAGCGCGCCAACUUUACGAGCCCGAUCGAGUUUCAAGCCGCGGCGGCCGCGUACGAGGACGCGAUUUUGUACCGCAAAACGUACGCGUUCUUCACGGAAAUGCACUGCGCGGUCGAAGUCUACUGGCGCGGGCGCAUCGAACUCGUCUUCUUUCCGUUGCCGUCGCACUGCCGCAUGCUGCAGUUUCUUAGUGCCAAGAAGCGCGCGCUGCUUCAGUCCAUGCGCUACGACUCGAACGACCGCCUCAAGCAAUUCAUGCGGGCACUCCCGAGUAUGAACGAAGAAAUGGCGCACGUCGAAGCCCUCAGUCAAUUCUGUGUCUACAACGCGCUGCGCCCGUACAUUCCGCUCUUCAAGACGUUGAGUUUCCUCCUCGCGAUCUUCAUGAACCUCAUUAUCCUCGUCUCGAUCGAGCACCAAGAACAAGAGCUUAGCGACUAUGUCUACAUCCCGAGCAGCAAGCUCGAAACACCCAUGUUCCUCUGCGGCUUGUUGCAAAUCUUCCUCUCGACCGCCGUCGUUGUCUUUAUGCUCGUCAUCAGCAUUCCGCUCGUCUUCCGACGCCGGCGCAACGCGAUGCGCAAGCGCGCGCUAGAAGAGUACAAGCAGCGAAAAGCCUUCUCCGACACCAUUGCCGACAGCUCCGAGCUCGACGUGCUCAAAGCGAUGGCGGAGCAGCGCGUCCAGCGCUGGACGCAGACGCUUUGUGCGAUCUACAGCGCGUACCUUCCGUUCGCCAAAUUUAUUGUGCUCUUGUACGUGUGCCAGUUUGCGAUCGAGCACACGUUCCCGACCUUUCCAGCCUGGACCCUCUAUACGGUGCUCUUCUUCCCCGUCGUGCGCAGUACACGGACGUACCUCGAGACGAGCGGGUCGCUCCUCGGCCUUCUCUUCACCUUCGCGUACGAUGUGCUCGUUGAGAAGCUCACGGCGUUUUACCUUGUGUACCUCUGCACGGCCGUGCUCGCGACGUUUUACCACCCGGUUUUUUACUUUUACCACUUGUUGGACCUCGUCAUUAUGAACCCGUCGCUGCAAAACGUGGUGCUGGCCGUGACGACGCCGGCGCGGCUCCUCGGCCUCACGGCGCUCCUCUGCUUGUGCAUUUGCUACUUUUACGCCAUGGGUCUCUUCUUCUUUGGGCCUGCCAACCUCACCGACGUCGACCGCGCGAUUCCAUACUGCGCGACCUUGCUCGACUGCUUUGUUACCGUGCUGCACCGCGGGCUCGCGGGCGACGGCGGCAUUGGCAGCUUCAUGUCCAACGCACUGCAGCACCCGCCCAACUUUUUCAAUCGAGACCAAUACUGGUGGCGCUUUGUGUUUGACGUGACGUUUUUCGCGCUUAAAGUCGUUUUACUCAACAUGGUGUUUGGCAUCACGAUCGACACGUUUGGCGAUCUGCGCACGCAAGCCGCGCGCAAGGACGAUGUGCGGCGCAACGUCUGCUUCAUCUGCGGCCUCGGACGCGACGUCUUCAACGCGCACUACCUCGCAUCCAGCGGUCUCAACAACGGCUUCGAGAAGCACAUUGCCGACGACCACAACAUGUGGUCGUACCUCUACUUUAUGGUGCACGUCGAAUCGCUGGACGCGACCGAGUGCACUGGCCCCGAGGCGUACGUCAAGGCGUUGCUUCUCAAGCACGACGUCGCGUGGUUUCCCCAAGGGAUGGCCAAGUGCCUUGCGCCAACGACGACGACGUCCGUCGCACACGACAUGGACGACGUCAAGAACGCAGCCGACGUCGCGCUGCAAAAGUUUCAUCUGCGCCGCGACCGCCGCAACUCGAUGCGCUCCGUGUAG
Messenger RNA from Saprolegnia parasitica CBS 223.65, 8328 nucleotides. RefSeq lists its product as hypothetical. NCBI's taxonomy places the organism in Eukaryota, Oomycota, Saprolegniomycetes, Saprolegniales, Saprolegniaceae. Gene Ontology annotation, cellular component: membrane. Gene Ontology annotation, biological process: calcium ion transmembrane transport. Bases 1 to 8328 code for a protein of 2775 amino acids. The record is from RefSeq and is a predicted model, not a curated record. The transcript has 24 exons. Gene Ontology annotation, molecular function: calcium channel activity.